AUUGUACCUAAACUGUCAAACCUGAGGGAAAAGAGACAAGCAGAACACACUGCUAGCAAAUGAUCUGACAGAUCAACACCAGCAGAUGAAGAUAACCUGACUAAACAAAGCUAUAAGCUGGCAGCUGCUGCACACUGAAGAUGUCAAAGAUGUGGACGUUGAAGGUGGUCGGCCUGGGAGCAGUCGCCGUCUCUCUCAGCGUGGAACUUCUUGUCAGGCUUUUCAGUCACCUCAGGGCUAAAAGAACCAUUAACAAGGUCCUCUUCUUCCCUUCAGAAGUUGCCUGUGUGGAGCACCUCUUCAGUACCCUUUCAACUCAUUCCUGUUUGUGCCCGUUGCCUCACGGCGUCGAGACAUCUUUCUCUCGUCUCCUUCACCACCUCCUUUCUGCAUCCUCCUCCCUCAACUUGUGUGUCUUCUCCUUCUCCGAAAUGAACCUGAGUAGGGCUCUACUGCUGCUGCAUAGCAGGGGCAUAACCAUCCGAGUCCUCACUGACAAAGAUUACUCUGACAUCAACGGCUCCCAGAUAGGGGCCCUGCGUAAAGCAGGGAUCUGUGUGCGGUGUGAUCGGACAUCUGUUCACAUGCAUCACAAGUUUGCAGUGGUGGAUGAGCGGCUGCUCAUCACAGGCUCCCUCAACUGGACGCAGACAGCAGUGCAGAGGAACAAGGAGAACAUUCUCAUCACCGAGGAGCCAGAUUUGGUGCAGCCCUUCGUCAAAGAGUUCCAGCGCUUGUGGCUGAACAAUGAUCCUGCUCAGAAGCAGAAGCAGUGAUUGAAUAUUAUUUUUUCAAAGACUGAGAGUUUGUGAUGUUUCACUGUCAGAUUAACUGGGCCAAUUUGGCCUCAAAACAGGAUUGAUGUUCAUAUUAAGAAUCUGAGUUAACCUUUAGUUCAGGAGGACAAUCUCAAAACAGCUAUGUUACAAUAGAAAUUCAUUGAUAGGUUGUUAUUGUUGUCUGCUAUUUGAGUUUAUGGGACUAAUAAUUCUCCAGUAUGGGAUUUAUCAGGCACAUUGGCAUUUUAAAGUUCUGUAAAGCUCUAUUGAGGUUUUGUUAGCUGUUGGUUUUAACAAUAAAAAGUUUAACACAA
This is a messenger RNA of Oryzias melastigma (Indian medaka), 1093 nucleotides long. RefSeq names its product phospholipase D family, member 6 (gene pld6). Lineage: Eukaryota; Metazoa; Chordata; Actinopteri; Beloniformes; Adrianichthyidae. Gene Ontology annotation, cellular component: mitochondrion. Gene Ontology annotation, molecular function: RNA endonuclease activity producing 5'-phosphomonoesters, hydrolytic mechanism. The record is from RefSeq and is a predicted model, not a curated record. The transcript is spliced from 4 exons. Bases 141 to 776 code for a protein of 211 amino acids. Gene Ontology annotation, biological process: piRNA processing.